Paramecium sonneborni is the source of this 1736-nucleotide messenger RNA. Lineage: Eukaryota; Ciliophora; Oligohymenophorea; Peniculida; Parameciidae. The record is from the annotation of a GenBank genome assembly.
AUGGAUAAAAAUGAAGAAUCGAUCUUCACAUCCCAGUUUUGGAGGGAGAUAAAUGAAUAAUAUUUCAUUGUCCAAUCUCCAGUUCAUAUUACAGAUAUCGAUAUUCCUAAAAGCAAAUGUAUUAUCAUUGUUGAUUAGAAUAGCUAGAAAUUGCUAAAAAUCAAAAAGUCUAAAUCUCUUAAGCAAGAUUGUUAGAUAGAACAAUCGAACUAAGCUAUUUUAAACAAACCUAAAUAAUUUAAAAACAAGAGUAUAAUUGCUUUUCCUUCAAAGACAAUUAUCGAAAGAACCAAUUUAAAAUUUAAUGGAUGAAAUGAUAGACUAAAUUUGUUUUGAUCAUUUAACAGCUGGAUUAUAAGAAGCUCAAAAAUUAAUUAUGAAUGUCUCACAUAAUCAAGAAUCAUAACAAUUACAAAUAUAUAAUCAAGAAGCAAAUUUAUUAUCAAAAUUAAUGUAUCAAAUUGAUUGUCCUGAUGAAUUAAGUAUCCAAAUAGAGCAACAUCAAUAAUAACUUAAUGAAUUAACAAUCUAUAAUAAAGAUCAAUUAUAAAAGUAUUUACUAUUCCUAUUUAUAUUAGUUUAGAAUAACACACAAAUUAGAUAAACUUAACUGUAUUGUAUACUUAUAAUAGCUAAUAAAUUGGAGAAUAAAAAUUGAAAUUGACAAGAAGUAGAAUGACAAAUCAUUAAAAUGAAUUAAAUUCACUAAAAUAACUUAUAAUCUCCUUACAAGAUUAUUAAGUAGCUGAGAGUAUUGGGAAAGCAACCUUUAAUGAAGACAGUAAUUAUUAUAUUGAUCUUUAUUAGAUAAUACAGUUUGUGUUAUCUUUGAUAAGUACUUGAGUCAAACUCCAAUCCCUUUAAGUUUAGAGGAUUUCGGUAAUCUUCAAAGAUUGCGAGAAUAACCAUUUGAUUUAAAUACUCAACCAUGUUAACUUAGAUCUGAUGUAAAUCUAAGAGUAUUAGUAUAGAAUGUUUUUGAAAUGUAAAUGUGUCAUUAUUGCAAAUAAAUGGUUGAAAUCAAAAAUCUCAAAUAGUGUCAAUAUAAUCAUUAUUCUAUGGGUUUGCAUGAAUACAACGAAGAUUUAUUAAUUUGUUAAAGAUAUUAAAUUAAUAACAAAUAAACGCAAUAAUAUUUUCUAGAUUUAUAUUCUGAGAAUUAUAUAAUUGAAGGUAUAUCAUUAAUUAAAUCUUAGAUUAAUAAAUUCUUUGCCAAAGAUACUUUUGUUUGAAAUGUUUGAAAUAUGAUUUUGACUCUUAUGAAUUAAAUUCUUAUUUAUGGAUUUGUCCUUUGUGCAAAGUACUAUAUAAUUAAUAUACAAAAGGGUCUAUGCACUUGUUUAAGAUGUUCAAGAAAUGAUAUGAUUUACAAGUUAAAAAGACAAUUCCUAGAGCUAGAUGGAGAUUUAGAAGACAUUUACAAAUAGUCCUAUUUGGAAAUUUUAGUAAAAGACAAAAGAUAGCAGUUGCAAAAUAUACCAUUUUUAGACUUUCUUAAAAUUUCAAAAAAUGAAUAUGAAAAAACCAUAUCCAAAAAGAUUAAUUUGAGAUAAACUCAAAUCAAUUCAAUAAAGAAAAAUAUCAAAAAAGACAAUUCAAAAAUAGUUAAAAAAUUUCAUAAGCUUUAUCAAUAAGAUAGUUCAUCAUCAUCAAUAAAAAUAAAGAGAUCUAAAGAAACAACUUAGAAUACAAUUAGUAGCCUAGAUUCAAUUAAUUCACAAGUGUUUAUCUAAUGA